AUGCAGUUGCUGCUGCUGGCGCUGCUGCUGGCCGCGGGGCCGCCGCCGCCGUCGGCCGCGCUGGAGCCCGUGAGCGUGGGCCUGGCCAUCGGGGCGGCCUCGGCGCUCACCGGCUACCUCUCCUACCCCGGCUUCUACUGCGGCUUCGUGGAGUGCUGCCCCGGCGAGCGGGACCGGCCCAACGGCACCGCCCUCAGGCUCAGUCUGGACGCCAAGCUCUUUGGGCAGCACCUGGCCAAAGAAGUGAUCCUGAAAGCCCUGACCGGGUUCGUCAACAACCCCAAUCCCAAGAAGCCCCUGACCCUCUCUCUGCACGGCUGGGCGGGCACCGGCAAGAACUUCGUCAGCCAGAUCAUCGCGGAGAACGUUCACAAAGCGGGCCUGAAGAGUAAAUUUGUGCACCUUUUCCUCUCCACUCUUCAUUUCCCGCAUGAUCAUGACAUUAAGCUGUACAAGGACCAAUUGCAGAAGUGGAUCCGGGGUAACGUGACCGCUUGUGCAAAGUCUGUAUUCAUCUUUGACGAAAUGGAUAAGCUUCACCCGGGGCUGAUUGAUGCCAUCAAGCCGUUCCUUGACUACUACGAGCAGAUUGACGGCGUAUCCUAUCAAAGAGCCAUCUUUAUUUUCCUCAGCAACGCGGGGGGUGACCUCAUCACCAGAGUGGCCUUGGACUUCUGGAGGAGUGGACGGGCCAGGGAAGAGAUCCAGCUGAAAGACCUGGAACCGGUGUUAUCUGUCGGCGUUUUCAACAAUAAGAACAGUGGCCUGUGGCACAGCAGUCUGAUAGACCGAAACCUCAUAGACUAUUUCAUCCCCUUCCUUCCUCUGGAGUACAAACAUGUGAAAAUGUGCAUCCGGUCAGAGAUCCAGUCCCGUGGCAUCCGGAUAGACGAGACCAUUGUCCAGAAGGUAGCGGACGAGAUGACCUUCUUCCCAAAAGAGGAGCGGAUCUUCUCUGUCAAAGGCUGCAAGACAGUCCAGACCAAGUUGGACUUCUACUGAGAUUUUU
Molecule: messenger RNA, 1009 nt
Organism: Euleptes europaea (tarantolino)
Lineage: Eukaryota; Metazoa; Chordata; Lepidosauria; Squamata; Sphaerodactylidae
Gene: TOR1B
Product: torsin family 1 member B
Exons: 5
Coding region: 1-1002 (333 amino acids)
Biological process (GO): protein localization to nucleus; nuclear membrane organization
Cellular component (GO): endoplasmic reticulum; nuclear envelope; endoplasmic reticulum lumen
Molecular function (GO): ATP hydrolysis activity; kinesin binding; ATP binding
Source: RefSeq, a predicted model, not a curated record